Pocillopora meandrina is the source of this 39873-nucleotide messenger RNA. Lineage: Eukaryota; Metazoa; Cnidaria; Anthozoa; Scleractinia; Pocilloporidae. The record is from the annotation of a GenBank genome assembly.
AUGGGUACAUUGAAAGUCUCCGGCGUCUUUAAAAAUUGUCAGUUCGUGGUUGAUUUUGCUGCGUCCUUGUCGCUAACGUUCAAAGAGAAGGAAGAAAUUCGACGAAAGAUCGUAGAAAAUGGCGGUACAUUGUCAUAUGUACUAACAAAACAGGUAUAAAUAAUCUUUAGUUUCAGUCGUAGCUCUGGUUAUUAACGUUCCCUGUCUUGUACGCAACAUACUAGAUAUUUAAACAGCUUGGCUCUUCGUCAACUUAGACGACGAGGCUUUUCAACCAUUAUAGCAAAAUCCCCUUGGCCACAACGACACGUUGAGCCUACAAUGUGAGUUGUAGAUAGCUGGAGGAUUUCAUAAGUUCAAACGAUUUUUAAUCUUUCAAUAACCAAAUUUUGGUGAUUUUAAAUUCGGUGUUAUGGAUGGUCCGACAUUCUAAAUUGGUCCGUAAGGGGGCAUUCGAACUCUGUCACAGAAUGAUAGGGCAGCUAGCUAUGGGCAAAUCGAAGUUAGUUCAACUGAAUAAUGUAUGGGUUGUUGAAAAGAAACUUUCUCCAUCUGAUCAUAGAAAAUGAAAUAGUGACUUUUUUUUAUUUUUGACUUGAAAUUCUCAUAGCCUGAAAGGUUUCUGUUUCCUUUUUUUAGGGUUAUGACAGUCGAAUUUGUCAAUAAUCAUGCUAAUGUUGCAAUUGGGGACCCUAGCAGGCCAGGGAGAGGGAGGGGAAAGGGUUUGGUUCAGCAUUGCUGUCAUUCUGGCCUAUGGAGAGUGUAUUGACGUAAAGGUGUGAUACCUUUACCAACCUGUCUGAAAAAAAAAAAAAACUAAAAACAUGUAUACUGAUACCUACUACAGGGUUUCAAAUGUUUUGAAAUAGGCAUUAGACUUGGCAAAAGUAGGUGAUGGUAAAAAGUACAAUAAGAGCAUUACAAGGGUAAAUAUUUUGCUAUUAAUAACUUAACAGAUUUUAUGGCACAAUAAAUUUAAGGGUUAGUUUGAAUAAAGCUCUCAAUCUCUACUUAUGUACCUUCACUUAUCCCUGUCUUCUAUGAUGGAAUAUAAGACUGUUUUGUUUGAGAAUCUAGCAGUCUAUAAGAAUGCACCUCCUAUUUGGAAAUGCUUGUGCGGCAACAGUUAUGUUUUGUUGAAACUUGUAUAUUUCUGUAUUACAAGCUCCAUUAACAAAAUAUCUAUUUUCUUUUUUGUAGACAAACUUUCUGGUGACUGGUGAUUCUGAACGAGCUUUGUCAUCAUAUAAGGGAAGAACUGCAGUGAAGCUUGGAAUUCCAGUGGUUCCAUUUGAUUUCAUUACUGACUGCAUCAAGUCUGGAAAACUUGUUGAUCCACAGCCUUUUCCUUUGUCAGAAACCCUUGAAUCACAGAACUUUAGUUCAGGCAAGAUUGUUGGUAAGCUGUGACAAACUUUUUUGGCAUUCAUGGUUGUCAAUUUUGUGUGAACAUUGACUUUAUCAGAUCUAACAGUUCAACAGCCCAAUGGCCUUUGUUAUUGGUUCAUUUAAGAUUCCAGAUAGGAUCUAAUACUACAAUAUAAAAUAGUAGGGGUUGGACUUAAUUCCAUAAUGCAUUGAUUUUGAUCCUGGCAAGAUUAUUUUGUCAGUUUUGGGCAAAGUACUUCACUUUCAUAUCACCCAGGAGUAAAUUGGUAAUCACAAAUUGUUAAUUAAAUUGAGACUACUAAACCUGGCAUUCAGGGGAAGUUGAAAUGCAUCUGGUUAUUUAUAUUGCAGCAGAAACUGGGUUAUGAAGGCACAUUAUGAUUGUCAGCUUGGCUUACUUUUAGAUUUUUUUAAUCUCAUCUUAAACUCCAAACUAUUAAAUCUUGAAAAGUUAGUAGUAAGGUAUCAGAUACCAAGCAAGUUAUUUGAAUUCAUGAAAGGCAUACAGAUAAAAGCAUGCAGUUUUCCCCUUUAAAAUUGACUUCCUUUGAUGUGGUUUUGACAAAACGGCUGGAAGAACAUAAUCAUUUGAGUCAAAUUGAUCAUUGUAUUUAAAAUAUGAAGUCCUCUAAUUAGCAACCCUACCCAUUGCAUGUAAAUGUCUCCCAUUUUUUUCCAUCCUUGAAACAGAAACAUCAGAGGUUAAAAAGGAGUUUUACAGUUUCUAUCUGUGCUAAAUUUGUGCUUAUUGUAUGCUUGCUACAUUUAUUAUUAUGAUAGCUAAGAACCAAAGGGAAGAUAAUGUGACCAAACCUACAAAGAAACAGAAGCUUCCAGAUCUCAAUAGAAUAAAGUAGGUGUAAUAAAAUACAUCAGAUAUGUUAUUGGUAAUGUUGACCAUGGAAGUGUGGUAUAUAGUCUUACAUUUUGAGUCAUACUUUUGGCUCAAUACUAACUGAUAUCUCUUUUUAGAGGUUUCACUUUAAGAAAGAACAAUAGUAUAAGUGUCCAUUGAUAAUGACUAUCAAACUUUUUUACGGCCAUCCCUUUCAAGUACGUACCACAGUCUUGGGGUUGGUUGAAUCAGUUUCACUCUAGGGUGUGUCCAGUUCUGGUGGCUUAAUCCCAGGCUAUUAGCAGUAGAGCAUAUACAUUAAGCAAGAGCAGGGAGUCGACAGACUUUGCUGGCCUCUUGGUGAUGUUACUGAGUUGCUUCAUGCUAUGGAAACCAGUGAAAACCUUCAAUUUGAUGCGCCCAUAGGCUGGGAAGGUGCUGGUUAGCUAGCCAACUAAGAAAAAUAUGAUCCUGUAAUGCUUUCAUUUCAGUCUCAACCUUUCCUUUUAAUAGGGUGUGGCCUUACAAAGCAGUUGAUGGUCCAGAAUUUGAUGAGCCAAACUGUGAAAUUGUUAAAGAUGCCCUACUAGCGGUAAUGCUUUGUUCAACUUUAAAAGAUAAAUUAUAGAUAAGCUAUUAUGGCUACUCAACUUCCAAGAUCUAAUUACAGUACUGAUAAAAAAUUAUGUGAUAAUUAAUUGUCUCAAAACACACACCAAUCAGGUGGUAUUCUCCCGUAAAUGGGCCAUUUUAAGUCAGUUUCUGUUAUUCAAGAUGUUCAGUCAGUGGUUAUUUUUGUAACUUGUUUCUUUUCUUUCUAUAAAAUACAAAAAUUGCAACUUGGCAAGAGGUUGACCAUACAAAUUUGGCAAAUGAAAGUGUUGCAAAUAAACAUGUACCAUGUCCUACUGGUUGUUAAUGUAGUGGACAUGAAAUGUCUUCCCACUUAUAUGGAGUUUAUUUUUGGGGGGGGGGCACCAACCAGAAUUUUUUUCCUGACAACCAUUUUACUACUGAAGGUUGCCAAAAGGCUCUGGAACUCGGGUUGUUACAAUUUCAGACAUGCGAGAACUUUUAAAGAUUUGCAUGACUUGGAGAAUCCCCACAUAGGCUUACAAGAUUUGAAGUUUGGGUAAAAAUUAUGUUAAACCUGAAUUUUUUAAAGUAACAAUGAAGACCUUUAGUUAUUAGGUAAUCAUUGAUAAUAAGCGUAAUUGAUGCUCUAGAUAUAGCAUUGCUUCUUUCAGAAAACAAAUCCUGCUGAUGGUCCUCUUCUUCUUUACUCUCUGGAGUUGCACUUCAUUCCUUCACAUGUACCUUGCACCAGCUCAAGAUACCGCUUAUUUACGCACCAAGGUACCUUGAUGGCAUUCAUCAUGGUAAGAUCAAAUUUUGGAGUGUUGUUAGACAGUUAAAAUCAGUUUGAGUUUUAUCUCCUUUUAUCUCUUGCAUUGUUACUCAGCCCACUCACAGAAACGAAAUUAACAACAGCAAACUCUGCUUGAGUAUUUAGCCUUGGGUUGUAACUCCAAAGAAAAGCAAUGUGAUCAGCAGUUUUGAAUAUUGACCUCUUAGUAGCUAAGUGUAAGGGCAGUACUGAGGAAUAUUGGCCUAAGGUCAUAGCGGUAUGGACUGCAGGCCAAUAUUACCCAGUGCAGCUCAAGCAAGCAAGGUUAGUAAGUAAUUUCAUACAUCAUUAUGGCACUUGGAUUAAACUUGUCUGGUUUGAAUUUACCACCUCUUUGUAAACACUUCUGAUAAUCAUUUCUGUGGAAACAUCUGUAUGGCAAAAUCCCAGCUAAGUAAGAACUAAUCAGAAUAGUUGGAUUAACCUCAAGGCAACCUGGCUGUAGACAUCUAUAUAAUAAGUAAUAUUGCAGAAUUUGGCUUUUUCUUUUGAAGCAACAAAAAUUUUAUCCCUCAUUAAAAGGUGAAUAUGAAAAAAUGUACCUGGAGCCCCAUUACAUAAGAUGCACAAGACUUAACAAUAUGCAUUUACUGUAUGGAUGCCCCCCCCCUUUAGAAAAACGUAUUUUUGCUUUAAUUGUGAUUUUUUUUAGGUUACCGGUAACCUUUACAUUUGAUUCUUGCAGGGAUAUAAUGAAGGGACAAAGGAAUGCAGAUAUUUCAGCUCUUCUGAGGAGGCAUUUGGAGCAUUCAUUGCUAUAAUAGAUCAGCAAUUUGCAGACGGUUACAAGAAAUUAUCAAAGUAUCCAUCACCCAAUAUUGGCUCUGACAGACUGAAACAGGUGGGUAUUAACUUAUGUAUUCAACAAAAAAUGGUAAUUUUUGUCUGAGUAAAAUAGAAGAAAAUGAGAAAUUCCUUAAUCUAGAGUGAGAGUAGUCCUGGAGGGGACUAUUUUAAGGGAGGGUGACAGAGGCUUUGACAAUCUGUUUGGAAGUUAUCCUCACAGAAAAAGGAUAUUUGAUAGUGUGGUCUGAUUGUCCUAGUUUGAGUAGUCCUGAGUCCCAAUCGCUCUGACAAAAGGCUAAUGCUCAAAACGUCAGCCUUUUAACUCUUUAUGGUGAUCAACUUAAUUGAUAACACUAAAUUACCCUGUAAUACCCUCCCACUGACACAGUACCACUGUUUCUCUAGAAACUUACCCCCUUUAUUCAUUAAUCCUGAGAGGGAUUGUUUUUGGUAGAAGUGAUUGACACUUUGGCAACCUUUGUGGAAGUCGUCAUCAAAGUUGACUCUGACAAGGACUCCAAGAGUUACUUGCAUCAAGGUUUUUGAAAUUUCAGUGAUUUUCUUUCCAACAAUAGUCCUCCUUGGGACUACUCUUACCCACUGAUAGGACAACAAGAUUGAAUAUUGCUCUGUAAGACAAAUUUAUGGCAUAAAAGAGGACACUCAAAUCGUAUUUUGUAGAACAAGAUACAACAUAUCUCAAGCUUAUUUCCCUAGGAAAAAUAUCUUUUUGUUGUCUAUUGAUAUAUGUCUCUUGUCUAUUUUCAGUUGGUGAAUGAGGAAUCAUCUUCACAGGAAGAUUCUUCAAUCUCCCCUGAAGUUGCAAACCUUAUCAAUUACAUUUGGAAUGAGGCAGUAGGCAGUCUGGCAGAUAUUCUGGCCACUCCUCUCAGUUCCAUCAAACUUGAGGAUGUAGAGAAAGCUGAAGCAAUCUUACUUUUAUUGAGAAAAUCAAUAGAUGAUGGUGAAGGGGUCAGCACUAUUCACCAGCUUUCUGAUGAGUUUUUCUCAGCUAUUCCUCACAAGAACAGAGGAGAAAACAUAAGUUCAAAGCGCCUCAUUGCUCAAAAACAAGACUUGUGUCAAGUAAGGAACAUCUCAGAUAUUAGAAAAGGUUGAUUCAUGAGUGUUUUUUAUCGUGUGGGUGGGAAUAGUUGUUUAACCCUUAAAUUCCUGAGAUCUGAUUGUUAAUUCUCCCCUCUAGUUGCUACACAUGUUCUUGUAAAUUAGUUAUGAGAAUUUGUGAUUACAACAUCUACCUGAAAAGUUUUAAGUAUUUUUAUUACCUGCUGGAUAUUAUAUGGAAUUAAAGGGAGAUGUUAUAUGUUAGUAACUUCUGGGAGUUGAAGAGUUAAAUUGCUGGUGUCAGUUAUACUGUUGAUCAUGAACAUCCUUUCAAAUGGCUUACUGGUAAAUUUCAUUGUAUUUGAAAGGAAGUUAUUUGAUUCGCCAGUUCUGAAAUACUGAUGACAAUUUUAAGAUUACAGUUUGGGUAGGUACAGUAAAGUUUACAAGGGUUACCCAUUUCUUCUGAUUGUAUCUUAAAUUAUCAUUUUUUGUUGACAGCUUAUUAAAGACAUGGUGAGCAUUGGCGAGUCUACAAACUGGAAAACCAGACAAGAUGUACAUUCCAAGUACAGAGCACUCAAGUCCUAUAUUGAAUGCCUUAACCAUGAAAGUGAUGGCUUCCAAAAAAUCCAAAAGCUUGUUAAAUCAAGCGAAACAAGGUAAGAAAAUCAAACAACUGAAGUUGAGAACUCCACUGUAAAACAACUACUAAUUUUUUUAGCAACACUUCUGGAGAUUUGAUAGCAUUCUACAAGUGUGUGAAUCACAAAAAAAAAAAAAGAAAAAGUGGGAGACGAGGUAGCCUCACAGUUAGUGCUCUGGACUCAGGGUCAAGCGGCUGGUCUCAAGACCUGGUGUUAAGGUUUUUAUUGGCUGUAAUCCUCCUAGAAUUAGAUUUUACUUGAUUCCAAGGCUCUAUCUUGUCAAAAAAAACUAUCCUUACUCGUGAACAACAACCUCUCUCAAAGGCUUAAACUCAAUUCUGGUAUGUGAAAGCUAAGCGUGGGUCAAUAAACAUGCCCUUUGAUAGGAUAAGCAGUAUUCGGUUUCAUGCCAGGUUCUAAUUAAAAAUUAUACAACUGUUGGCAACUGUUUGAGAUUCUUAAGGUUCAGUUCUUACUGUUCGUGUUCUGUUUCUUCACACCUGGCCAGGUCACUGUGUUGUGUUCGUUGGCCAAAUACUUCACUCUCACAGUGCUUCUCUCCACCCAGGCACCGGCCAGCGGUCAGGGAAGCCUGAUGAAAAGCUGGGUGGUUACCUGGCGAUGGACAAGCAUGCCAUCCAGGGAUUUAUGCUUUGGAAACCGGGAUAAGCUCCGGAUUGGGAGUGGGGAAGGAUGAGGGGGGAGGGGGGGGUAGGAUUUAGCUUACCUAUCGUGUUAAAGGUGUUCGUGAUAGAUGUAUUUUUAGACAUUGAACAGACGUAAGUCAGAGAUAUAAGAGUUAAAUAUAACUUGUAAAUGUUGCUCUCUUUGUCAGUCCUCCAGAGAUUGAUGUACUCAAUGUAUACUCUAUCCACCGUCCUGUGGAGGAAACUGCCUUUUCUCCCCACAUUGGAAAUAAUGCUCUUCUUUUCCAUGCAUCGAAGGUGAGCGCCAUUUGCAAAAGUAACGCUUAACUGUCACGGUCUUGUUAGUAAUUCUGCACUCUUUCCUUUUCUCUAGUUUUCUUCUAUAGUUUUGUGUAUAUUAAUAUUCUGUUUUAAUUUUAACCGCGCGUGCACUUGAUAUCUUAAAUCGUUAAAAGGAGACAGUAACAGGACAAGAUAUUAAAUUGAUUUACCCGGAGGUUUCCUUAAGGAAGAUACGUGCGCUAAUGGACAGUGGAGCUGAAGACAGUUGGCUGCAUAUAUGUAAAGGGUAUAUGUAAUGAUGUGACUUUAAUUUUAUUGCAGGUGGCAAACUUUGUAGGCAUACUUUCAAGGUACGUCUUUAUGAGUAUUAUUAAGAUUGUGGAUUGUUGUUGUUAUAACAUUGUUCGAAAUUAUAUCGAGCUUUCUUUUCUUCUAUUUCUCAAACCCUCAAGAGUCAUGUACAGUAUCAUAUUUUAGAGGAGGAGGGGAACAUGUGAGAUGUACUUUAAAUUUCUUGUAGAGGGCUUCUUAUGCCUAAAAUUGUCGUGGAUGACUUUGGAGGACAACGUUCAGACCCAGGAAUGUUAGGAAGUGGGAUUUACUUUUCCAAUUCUGCCAGGUAGGAGCUACUUGUGUGCUGAAUGAUCCAGCCUCGAUAAUCUACAGUCAGUGCCUCUCAAUCGAUUCAAACAAUGUGGUAAUCAAUAAAAGAUCUCCUCACGGGUUUAACUCUAGAAAGCCACACCUUUACGGGGCGUUGCGAUAUCUUCCACCGGUUUUUAUUGACUCGCGCCACGUAUCACGCUUUGGAGCGGUACUGUUCUUAGUCUGCAGCCAGGAUGAAGUUGUCACUUCUCUAAAUAAGAUACUCCGUCUUUUUUUUUCUUUUUUUUUUUUUUUUUUUUCCGGGAGGAAGAGGGGCGUUUGCUGCACACAUGCUGGAUAACCUGAGUUCCAUCUCUUACUGUGUCUAAGUAGGCGAAGUUAGGAAAGUAAAAAAUCAAUGGCUUUUGGUGACAACCGUUUUUCUUAUAUCAAAAUUAAGCUCAAACCUCGUCAUUUUCUUACUUUUUCUCAUAUAGCACCAGUGCCAAGUACUCGGCACCUGGAAGCAAGGGAUCAAGGCUUAUGCUUGUGAAUGAGGUCGCCUUGGGUAAAGUCAAGGUAACAAUCUUGAAACUCAUAGUAACACGAGAGGCUUCUAAAAAACCUUUUAAGAUGAUGAUGAACAACACAAUAUACCAUAGCCUGUAUGAAACGUCCUGUAUUUCCUCUGUUUCCUACGGAAAACGCUCUGAUGAAGUAACAGAAAUGGGUGAGUUCACAUUUCACGUGUAGGUCGCCCAAACUAUGUGGAUUAAGUUCGAGUUACCCCCAAAUUGCAGUCAGAGCUUGUUGCGGUUUUUGUUGCUUGAAACUUGAAACGACCAAGAGUAUUGCUACUGCAUCUUGAUGGGACGUAGGGUUAUCUCAGGUUGCUCCCCCCCCUUCCUCUCUAGCCCUUCCUCCCCCCUCGCCCAUUUAUACUCAUGGGUGGAGAGAGGCUCUGUGACAGUAAAGUGUUUCUCCAAAGUAAACAGCACUAUAGUUCUGACCAGAAUUCGAACUCUUACAAUGUGAUUGUGAGUUUGGUACCUGAACGUUAAUCGUCGAGCCUCUAUGUUCGAUCCCAAGGGAAGGGGGGUGGGAAGCCAAUUAAGAUGUUUCUAUUGGUCAAUAAGGUGUGACGUUCAAAGCACAAGCAACAACCGAUGUAAUUGGUGUUUUGUGGUUCCUCAGGAGUUCAAGACAUUUGCCAUGGAUUUGACCUCGCCUCCACCAGGUUAUAGCAGCUGCCAGGGAAUGAGAAACACGGAUAAUGAGCCUUCUGACUUUAAGGUCGGUUGUGUAGGCAUUUAAAGUAAGCAAGUUGCUUCCACCAGACUGCUGUAACUGACAAAAUCGUUUUUGCUCUUCAGGACGACGAGUUUGCCAUCUACAACGGGAACCAACAGAAAAUAAGGUAACUGUAAUAGUGCUUGGUGUCCAUCAGCUAGCUUUGAGGGUUGCAGUUAAGAGGACUUCAUAGAUCUGAUUCAUAAACUGGUUUACAUUUUCUUUUAAAUUAGUUGGGAGGAUUUGGUGUUAUAUCAACACAUAUUUUCUUGAUAAGAUUUUCCAUUCUCGGUAUUUGUUUGUUGGAUAAUAGAUGCAUAUUAAAAAGAGACGGUGCAUCUUGAUCAAAUCUGGAUCUGUAAAAUAAACUGAGGCCAAGCUUUGGCCGGGAAACGAUUUUUCGUUUCUGGCAAAGCCUGAAGUGAUACAGUCUCUCUUCCUUCCCAGAGUUGUUAGGGAGCUUACUUGAGGCUGUUUACUACCCUAAGUCACGUAAUGCUAAAAAAAAAAGUGCGUUAAGCCUCGGCAGUUAUGCAGGGCCAGAUUUAUUUGAUACUUUUUUAGAACUAUAACCUUUAUUUACGAUACGUGUGUGUAAAAUAUCUGUCCAAAGAUCUUUAAAAAUUUCCAUUUUUUUGCAGAUAUCUGGUUGAGUUUGUGUUGCGUGGUGAUGUUGUAGUCACUGAUCGAGAUGAUGCCUCGAUUGAUAGUGGGUUUUUCGAUGAUAGCUCGGAAGCUGCUGCCAAAGGUAUUGAAUGAACGUCCUCUAUUUUGACAUUUUUUUUGUAGGUUUCUAAAAUUAAGGUGGCAGGUCGCUGUUAUUCAAUUAUAUUAUGGAUAAUAAAUUGCGAUAUGAGUCUAUUUGCUAUUUGUUAGUGCUUUUAAGCAUGUUCUUACAAUAGUUGAAAAUGUAACUAGAGUUUUGAACUGAUUUCAAAUGCUUUUUCCUAGACCAUCGCGGCAGUGUAGUCCUAACGGAUGUGAUGUCAAUUGUGGAUCCUCUGACUAAAGUUGAGGCAGGACUUAAGGGAACUGGAGACAAGUCCAUCCCGUUGCAGUCAGUUCAUAUUAAAGCUAGGCUGUUGGAUUUGGCGGCUCAGGUUGGUCAAAUUGCCGAGGAAAAUUUGAUUAAGCUUAUUUGGUAGGCUACAUCAUUCAUUCCCUUUCUGAUUGAGCUGCAUCGCGAUCUGUGAUAUUAUGUCACAUUUUUUCCGGUUUCUGGGCGCGAAAAAUCAAUUUCUUCUUGAAGAAGGCUACAAAAUAUUAGAUCGGCAAGGUGGGAAAACAUCGAAGGGGAGAAGAUAAACCAAGAGGGAGAAGUAUGGUCAAGGAUGGCGCAGAUUGACAUGGAUUGCAAAUUAGUAAUGAUUAGUAAUGACUAAUGAUUAGUUUGAUUAGACAGGAAAACACCAGAGAAGCAAGACUAAACUAAGAAGGAAGAAGUACGGUUAAGGAUAGAGAAGAUUCAUACGGAUUGCAAGCGAUCUAGUUUAAGAUGCCCGAAGCGUGACGUAGCUCCUAUCGUCUCUCUCCAAGAGCUUUUUGAGUUUUUUUGGCAAUGAUAAGCUUACAAAUCAUUUUUAUAUUAUUAUUUUUUUUUUUACCACAGGUGAUAGUUUUUCAAGAGUACAGCAAUAACAGCUCGACGCCCAUAGAAGCUAAAUACGUUUUCCCUCUCGACGACAUGGCAGCAGGUUUGUCUUUAGUCGACGGCCUGAUAGUUUAUAGAAAAAUUCGAAACUCUUUUUAAAAAACUUGUGUGAUGAACUUUCGAACUCCUGUAAUUUGUAUCUUGGCUACGGCAGAUGACCUUCGGACUUGUGGUUAUAGUUGAGGGGUAAACUUUGUUGGAUUCUCAUAUUAUCCAGGAGAUUCACUUCUCUGUAAUAGUUUUUUCCCUUGUUUUGGUUGAGAGAAUGAAUUCAAAAUUAAGGGUUCACGUUGCCGACGAAUCGGGCCCGCUGUUUUAUCUUAACGGGGUUUAAAAAGCUCCCGAAGUACUGUUGAAUAGAAGUUUAACAUACCUUCUCUGUCGACGUCCUUCUGGUCAUAGUUUGUGGUUUUGAGGCGUUCAUCAAUGGUAAGCAUAUCGUUGGUGAAGUGAAGGAAAAAGAACAAGCGCACAAAGAAUAUAGGGAAGCCAUCAGCAAGGGGCAUGGGGCCUACCUUAUGGACGAGGAAACUCCGGUAGGUAACGUGUUUUCCACCUGAUUUUCGACCACGAAACUUCAUCUACGUUGUGUUGUGAUAUCGAAGUUGCUCAUUUGAAUUGAGUGAACACAAGAAGAAUUUAUAGGUCUAAACUUCGAAAAGGUUAUAUUUUUUUAGUUAUCCUGUCUCCUUCAAACAAAGUUUUGGCUAUCAUGCAAUUCGUACACCUCCACCUUUGUGGCGAAGUCUUUAGUGGUCUCCUCGUAGAUUUCUUGAAACGUAGAAUCUUUAGAGUAAAUGUUCAUUUGUUGUUAUAUGGAGUAAGACUGCGCCACCACCACAACAUGUCGCCCCCUUUCUCCGAAUUCUCUGGGUUCCUCAAGGAAACGCUAAUAAGAUCCCACCCUUUAUUUAUAUCUCAUAUUUCUCUUGCUUAUUUCAUAUUUACUCAGGAUGUGUUUACAGUCAGUGUUGGAAACCUUCCUCCCGGUGCUCAAGUAUUAAUCAAGAUAACUUAUGUCACUGAAUUAACAGUGGACGGCGAACACAUCUGUUUCUCUCUCCCAGGCUCCGUGGCUCCGUGGACACGUGACAAGGCCUUAGAAGAAGUAACUCAGGUCAUGAGCCACAUUUUAUGCCUUCUUUCACUUACUUCUUUUGUGUUGUUGCGCGUUUGACUUCAACUUCAUCGUUGAAUCAAGUUCUUUUGUUUUUUUUUCUUAUCAGACUUCUGUGGAUACAGUGCGGAUAGGGGAAGUGGGACCCUGGUGAGUUCUGGGAUGGGAGUGCGUUGAUUUGUAAACAGCUGUUAAUUUUUUCUCUUUAUUUUUGAAAGUUGCUCGGGUGCAACCUUGAGAAAUAAAGCUGCAUUUACUUUUUUUAUUAUCCUUUAUUCGUUGUUCUCUUUCAGCGAUCCCGCCUUUGACGUUUCUAUGAAAGUGUCCGUGGAGAUGCCCUUUGAGAUUCGCUCACUUGACUCACCGACCCAUGCGAUGAAAGUUAAGGUAAUAUUCAUUCACUCAUGCUUUUGUGGAGCACUUUUUCAUUGCGUAUCGAAAAUGUAACGGACUGCAUUGGCUACUUUCAACUAUGUUUUGUGACUGGUCCAGAAAACUCGCGCCUUCUUCUUCUCAAUUAAUCAGUUACAAGACUAAAAGCGAUCACGACUUGAUCGCCCGCGUUUUCCUGCGCUUCACGAGGUUUCGGUUUUACUUUGAUAUCUCAUUGAUAUUUUCCUCAAGUUUUGGUUUUAAAAUACGCAAUUGAAUAGCACUCUCUAGUUAUAUUUCUUGACUUCAUUUCUUACUUGUGCCUUUCGCACUUCCUCUUCUAUCCACGAUUCUAGAGAGGAAGAUUUUAAUCGCCUUUUGUCAAUUGUAAACUAUAUGUUGAUAAAGGUAGAUGAGUCGCUGCAGCGAAUUUUGAAAACCUAGCGUUUCGAGCAUUAGCCCAGCAUAACGUUGUUAUCUGAAUAUUCAUGUUUGUUUGUUUCUCUAUCCAGCGAACAGCCACCAAAGCAGUGAUAGAACUGGAGCCAGGCCAGUCUCUUGGAGAUGGAUUUCAACUUUUGAUUGGUUUAGCAGAGAUUCACGUACCCCGGAUGUGGGUGGAGCGGCACACCAACAAUUCAGAUAGACAGGUCAGUGGUCAGCUCUCUGGUGUUAUCUUUCACAUUGAACACUUACAAUCACUUGUACUUUUGAUGUAAAGAGGCGGAAUAGCAAGGUUAAUACUCAGGACCUGUGACGACCUGCCUUUCCAUUCCAAAGGAGUUAAGAUCCUGUUAGUUGCUUUCUGCUGUGGAAGGGCGAUGAGGGCCACGUGUGUUCUUCUCUAAAGACCUUUAAUCUCAUGGACGCAUUCCUCCUCUAGGCUUGUAUGCUCACAUUUUAUCCUGAGUUCGAGGCUAAAAGUCCUUCUGAAGUUGAAGUGAUAUUUCUGCUUGAUCUCUCCUGCUCAAUGAAGGUCAGUGUUGAUUUCUGUCAAUAUAUUAUUUGUACGUUUCUGUACAGAAGCGCGUAUUAGUUAUGUUCUUCGCAUGUUAAAGAAAAUCCCUCUGGGAAUCAAAUGAGAGCUGUUCAUUUCCGGCGCUAAUCUCAAACUCCAGAACCAUUUAAUUAGGAAAUUUGCGUCAUUUUUCUAUGGUUUGUUUACAGCUGUUUAAUCUCAGGUUGUGCUAUUUGUACUUUCCGAAGGAAACGAUAAGCCAGGGCAAGGAAGGUACCUGGGUCAAUUUUUGCCGACAACGUGCCGCUGGCCUCUCAGAACCCCAACCCCAUUGUAGUAUAUACUUUAGCCAAUUACAGACCCCAUCUUAAUCACUUUUGGUAACAUGGUAUCAACUUUUUAGCCGGGAAUCUUCCCAUCUUUAAAUCCCUACUUGACAGAAACCUCCUACCCCUAUAAUGCCGAAAAUGGACGAACUCAUUCUAGUAAAUAAAGGGGUAAGUUUCUAAAGAAACUGUGGUGCUGCAUCGGUGGGAGAGUAAUGUAUUAUCAACUGAGUUGAAAAGGUAAAUUGGCCACCGUAAAGAGUUUAAAAGCUGACGUUUUUAGCGUUAGCCCUUCGUCACACACAACCCACAAUUCCUCCAAUCGCUCUGACGAAGGGCUAAUGCUUUGAAACUCUUUACGGUGGCCAAUUUACGUUAUCAAUUCAUUUGAUAAUACUAAAUUAACCAUUCUAGUAACUCCAUUGAAAAUACGACCUCAUUGCAGUCAAUCCUGUCGUUUGAGCGACCCCAUCCAGUGGCACAUUCUCAUUAGCCUUUUACAAGGAACGAACCAAGCUCUAGGGUUACUGUGAAAUCUGAUUUCAGAUCUAAAAGCUUUAAAAGAAAAUUCAGUCAAAUUCUUUUUGUCUAGAUUAUGUCUAUUUGAUGCUUUAAAAAUAAAAUUGAAAACUACCCCUAAAAGGAUUUUGAGUAAAGGAAUAAAGAGACCCAGACUAAAAUUUGAUCCUGGGUUAGCGCUAAUCGGCCUUCGAACAACUGGGCCCAGAACUGCACCAUUGUCCUUAUUGCUCUGAAAAAAAUAUGUUAUACCGCUGACAUCUGUUUUAUCUAACAGGGUUCAAAUCUUAACGACGCCAAAAAGAUACUACUGAUGUGCCUUAGUCUUGUGAAGGAAGGUUGGAUUUUCAACGUACUCGUGUUUGGAAGCAGUAAGUUCAUUUGUGUGUUAAAGGGAUUUUUUGAAAAAAGAUAUACCACGGACUAACACAUUGCAACUCAAAUGCGUUUCUUCAUUGGAAAAGAAAGUUUCAUGUGUCUUAUCUCAUACUAGUCCAUGGUCAUAUUUUCUUCAGAAUAGCUAAUUGCACGCGCUCAUGCGCCUCACAUUCGUAGACUCCUUUGAAGCCACGUUAGACAUAAGAGGGCACCACUCCUAAAGCACGAAGAUCAGAACAGUGCCAAAAGAGAGGCUCGAAAAAAAUCUAUUUUAAACGAGACUUAGAGAAAAUUUUUUAACAACUAAUGUCUUCAGGCACCACGAUGUUUGCACAUACUCGUCCCCAUGAUGUGCACGGUCGUCAGCAAUGUUCCUGGAGCCGACACCACAACUGUGGUGCGAUAUUCGUGAACCGUUAGAGUGGAAUCGAAAUAUCUGAAGUUUUAAUUUUUGAACACAUCUUAAACCACCUGGAUUUAGAUGUUAAAUAGUGUGCAUUUUGAAGCGUAAUUUUGUAACAAAUAGCAAAUAUGAAAUAACUAUCCUUGAAAAACGCCAGUGCAUUUCAGCAUGAUAAUCAGUCGCGCGUUAAUGUCACGUCGUAACGAUUGCGGAUUUCAAGACAUUUAAAAAAUUUCACUUAUGGUGUGACGUAUUUUCCUUUCUUCAAGUACUCCCUUCAAGAUUCUUGAGCGUAAGCUUCUUCUCUCCAACCUUUUUAUUUAAACCUCUGUUCAAUGUGUUCAUAACUCUCAAAUGAAUAAAGCAAUGGUUAAACUGUGCGAGGGAGAGAGAAAGAAACUUGGUUUUGCUUCAUUCUUUACAGAUAUUGUGAAAAUCACUCUAUUCUGUCACGAGUCAAUUAUUUAGUCAAAAGAUAAUCAGACUCUUUAAUUGGUAGUAGUUUAAAGUCCAUAUACUCAAAACUUUGAAACCAUUAUUAAAUCCACCGGAUACAGAUGCUUUAGAAGGAUUUUACUGUAAAGUUUUCUCCAGAAUGUGUCUUUUAAUUUGUCGUUUUCUAAUGAUUUUUCGUUAUUUAAAAUGUGCAACCCACGAAGAUGACUUUGUACGUGCGCAAGUUAGAUCUGCUCAGUUCUUACGUAUUGUUUGGAAUUUGCAUAAUUGUUUUUACAGUUUGCAAUAUCAAUUCAUCAACAAGCGAAGCGCCGGCGCCGGUUCAGAAAAACAAAAAUAUUUUUGGGAGCGGAGAAAUCGUUAAAAAUGACGAAGGUGCUGACGAGACAAGGAAAGCUUAAACAAGUUGAACGAAAUGGUGCGGUGAUGUCGCACGAUUUAGAUGAUAGUGUUUACAAAAAUGGGUCACUGAAAGAAGAUAAAACUGAAGAGGUCCACCGCUACUCCAUGUUAUUACGUGAAGAUCAAAUCCCACAAGCUUUCCGCACCGAGUUUCUUACGACAAGAUACCGGCCGCGAAACCUGAACGCUCUCGAUAGCGUGAAGAGUGUUUUCUACGCCAACAACGAGACAGUAAAUUUCUGGAGCCAUGUUCUCUCCGCCGUGAUACUCAUUGCCCGCUACUGCUCAGUGGUGUGGAACCAUAAUCCUUUCACUGAUCAUUUUUAUUUUCCACUGGUGUCGUACACUCUCGGCUGCUGCAUUAUGUACACGAUGAGUUGUGUGGCCCAUAUGUUCAGCUCUAUGACCGAGCUACAAAACCACAUCGGGUACUACCUGGAUUACGCUGCUAUCAGCGUAUACACAUUCACUAAUGGCCAAGCCUUCUAUUUUUACUGCCAUCCGCUAGGAUCUGGGCUCCUUUUGUUCGACUGGCGGGAGUUGUUCCUAUUCGUUUCAGCCCUGAUUUCGUUCAGUGCCACUUUCAACUGUUGCAAGUCUCGUCAUCAGUGGUUCGAUCUCCGUUUCAUCGUCCGCACCGGUUUCUACAUCCUAUCCUGGUUGCACAACUGUUCACCGUACUUCGUUCGUCUGUUCAUGUGCUCUUCUGAUCCUGCAUGCAAUCCCGAUUCUCUUGGUCUCUUCGUAGGGUGUCUUAUCUCGUUCGCCGCCGCUGCCUUAAUGAAUAUGACCCGAAUACCUGAACGGUUCGUUCCCGGGUUCUUCGAUUUUAUCGGGCAAAGUCACAACUUUCUUCAUUUGCUUACCACUACCGGUGACCAUUUUGCAUUCUCCGUUCUCCUUUCGGAUCUCUCAGCCAGAAAAGAAUUCCUCAUCACGGAACAUACACCGAGUUUUUUCGAGACGAUCGGUUUGACUCUUUUAGUUCUGGUUGGGAAUCUCGCUAUCGUAUUCUGGUUUGCUAGGUCUUUAAUUUCGAAUUCAUCCGGUAAAAUUGGACAUGAUAAAUCUAAUUAAACUGAACUUUUAAAUUUCUGCGAAGGAAGGCGAGAAGUUCGCCUAUGUUGCAAAUACUGUAAUUUGAUCGAAGUGGAUGUUUCUUCCAAAAGUAAAAUUUAUGUUAAGUUUGCCAUGGUUUUUCUAAGGAGGAACGCGUGAAAAUUGUAAAGAAGAACGAGCGGUUUGCUUUCUACUGUUGAGAUACAUAUAGUAUGAAUUUAGUUGAAUAUUUUUUAUGUUAUUUUAAGUACGGAUGUUUUAUGUCACCGAGGCAAGUUGUCCUCUUCAGAGAAUUGUCCGAAACUUUUUAUUUCAAUUAGGACUUGAUCUUUUCAUGAGGUUUUUUAUAUAUAUUUUUAAUUAGAAAGGUAUUUGAAUUCAUUUUUUGCAGAUAUCAAUGGCCUGUUAACACUUCAGUGUUCCACGCUAUUCUUGUGCUGAUCAUUGUAAUGUAAUGUCCAUGAAAAUUGCAUGAAAAUGAACUUUUUACAGACAUAGUACCUUUGUUCUACUUGUAAAUUGAUUUCAUGAUUUUUUUUACUCGCAAAAUGUUUUUACCAUUGUGGUUAAAACAAAUUUUGAGACAGCUUUGGUCAUCGUACUCGAACUGUUAUCAGAAUAACUGCUUUUAAGUGGCGUACAUUCAAUCCUCGUUUCAGCUGCUCUCUUUAAAUGAACGGCCCUCUAAUAAAAAUUAGAAACAAUUGAAAAAAGCGCUCUCUUCCGUCCCUUUGUUGUAAGGACGAGUUAGAAAACCUUUAAGAACAAUGUUUUAUUAUGAGAGAGGAUUAGAUUUCGGCGUUGAUUCUUUGACUGGUUUAUAACACUCGUCUAUCCUUUCUUCCAAUAACUGAUAAUAGCUUCUAACUAAAGCAUUUCAAUAAAGGAAACCAUUUUCUUUUCUUCUACAUAGCGCUCAUCGCAAAAUUGUAAGUUGUGACCGAUCCUAACAUUCACCAUCUUUCUAUUCUACUCAUAGUAUCUGGUUUUUGUUGUUGUUUUUUUCUUUGUUUUUGUUUUUGUUUUUUUCAUUCUGCAUCUUAAAGUGACCACAUCUGGCCUCGUUUUUGGGAAAAAUUCAAUGAGUGUCUUCUCUUGCCCUUGUAAAAGCGCCCAUUUAUUUCCUAUAUUAAAAUAUACGCCCUAAACGCGAAGAUUUUCAAAGGUGCUUGCUUCCGGAUGUUUUUAUGGGUCUGAAGUAGUUGUUGUUUUAUCAAGAGCUGCAUGGAAUUUUGAUAUGUUUCCUCGUGAUACCUUAUCUCAAGUAGAGAGAAUAAUAUUCUUUUCAGAUAUUACAUCAACUUGUUCCUGUGGUAGCCCUGCUCGCAUUGUGCGGGGCUCCACGUGAAGGGCUAUUUUAAGAGCUCUAUAAAGCAGUCUACUUUUAGUCUAGUUCAAAGGAUAUAUUACGACUGUGGAACUCUAUCCACUUAGAGCAUCCUUUUGAUGAUAGGUUAUUGCAUCUAAAAAAUUCUUCUCAAUAAUUUAAGGGAAUUAUCCGUCUAGACAGAAAUUAUAACAAGAAGACUGACUGUGCGUGCAUUUCAUGCAUGCGCUUCAACCGUUACAUUCAAGCAAACGUAGUGAUUUAUAACACUACGAUUAGCGAAUUUCCGCUGAAACGCUAACGUUUCCAUAGAAAUUUGUUAAAUAAAACUUUUCUGGUGACUUGAUUGUCCAGAGUUAUCACCUGCUUUGAUGCUAUAAAGAAACAAAAAAAGCGAGAAGCCCUCACGAAAGGGUACUGCUUCUAGCAACCUUUUCUCUAUCCAAUGAAUGAAUUUUAUCGUUUUGUUUCGCUACAGUAUUGUAUCACCUAGCUUUGUUAAUUCGUUUAAUGUACAUUUUAAAGCUAUACCGAAACAUCCGCGAAGAACGAGGAAAAUCAGAUUCGUGUUGAUUUUCCUAGAUAGAAUAAAUCACAACGGAAUUGUUUUUAACAGAUUUUUACAUACAUCUCUGUACAAUUAACUCCAAUUUCAUGCGGUCCGUUUUUUUGUAAUACAUUGCAAAGUCGAUGGUUCGAAUACUCAAUGAGUGACAUUGAUAAAUUUUUGUGGAGUUUAUCACGAACGUGUUUUUACCUUGAAAUACAAAUUGUUAACUAGUAUUACUGUUUUGUUUCAAAUUAUUUUCAGUUUGGCCCAUAUUUACGCAACUAUUCAAAUAUAAACAGAGGGUCCCUCGAGACUUAUACAAUAAAUAUUAACAUGAAUAAUGAUGACUUUCCUAAUUUAUCAAAUUUAUGCGCCACAGGCGAGAAAAUCAAGAUUUUACGAAAAUCUUUUGUUCGCCUUUAUAAUACUGGCAAAGGUAAUUGCUGGCGUUCUAACGCUGGGAGAUGCUUUCGAGAAAGAUGAUCUGGUAAAUAUUUAAAAUUUACAUGACGUUAGUCAACGCGAGCAGACGCGCGAGGGAUUCUACAAGCCAGUUGAACUUAUUGUGUCAUCCAUUUCAUACCGGUUUUAGCGCUGGCUUUGUUUUGUUCGGGAAUGUUGUAUUAAUCUGUGGUUUCGUGUAGUUCUUAAUGAACUUUUCAAGUGAAUGUCUGCGUAUCUGUCCUGCCAGUGUAGCAGAGAACGAUUUUAUUUAUUCAUGAUAAGCGUCGCGACUGGUAAGCGGUCCGAUCAGCGCUUGGCGUUUUCAGAACUGGUAGCGGUUUGAUAUCAGUGCUUGACUUGACAACCGGGUAAGCUCAAGGAAAUUGAGCAAAAGCGAAAGCACCUAGGAAAUCAGCCGUAGGUGAGCCACAUUUUUUAUUUAACGGCGGGAAUCUUCAAGUGAAUGACCCACAAAUGAAUAAACUGUUGUCUAAUUGAGGAAGACAACGCCAUCAAUCAAUUUUAUCGCUGAGUGAAACGAAAGAAGGAGCUGUUAAUCCGUGAGAAUGCAUUUAAAGACGUACAAAAGGCCUCAACAACCCAACGAAAUGAAAGAAAGAACGCCGACAAACUGUCACGAAUGGGAAAAUAAUUUUUCAGCCUACGACAAUAUGAAGAAAACUUCAAGUGUAAAAGAGAACUCUGAAGGGACGAACAAGAAAAAGUACGGCUUGUCAAGCAACCAAAUCCCUGAAGUGUUCAGGACGCCAUUCAUCGUGUCUGGUUAUCGACGACCCGGAUUAACCUUCUGGGAAUGUAUCAGAAGUUUGCUCCGAUCUUCCAACGAAACUAUAAACGUCUGGAGCCACCUGCUCGCUCUAGUACUGUUCGUGUCUGUAAACAUGACGUCCUUACCCACGACUGACCCAUUUUUUCUGCCGCUGAUCUCCUUCGCCGUGGGAAUUUCGGUUCUGUAUUUAAUGAGUACCUCUGCACAUCUUUUCAACUGCAUGUCAGAGGAUUCCCAUAGAAUUUGUUUCUUCUUUGACUACGCAGCUAUCGGGUUUUACACGUUCACGGCCGGGCAAGCAAUGUUUUUCUACUCUAGGACCGCGGGCGCGUCUGCUUGGGCAGUGCACGAUUCGCUUACCGUUUUCCAGUCUAUUUCGACGUUCUUUUCGUUUUUCAUAACUUUUUUGUGUUGCGCAUCAAACCAUCCUCGUUGUAAAGAUUACAAAGCCUUGCUGAGGGUCGCCGUUCUUGCCGUAAAUUGGCUUGUUAUCACAUCACCGUACACGGUCCGUAUUUUGUUAUGUGAAAACGCCGACCCAGCGUAUAACCGCAUAUCCACGGUGUAUUUCAAACGUCAUGUUGUCUUCUGCGGUUUAGGCGCCGCGCUGUACGCCGCGAGAGUUCCAGAACGUUUAAUGGCAGGUGUGUUCGAUAAUUUUGGCCAAAGCCACAACUUAGCUCAUAUAUUGAUCGCCAUGGGUAUCCAACAGGCGUUCAACGCGGCCCAAGUGGAUCUUCAAGAAAGGAGAUCAGCUCUGUUAGAUCGUUUUUCUUCACAGCCCACUCUUAUGAACACGGUCGGCGUGGCCAUGUUUGUUCUCUUUGGACAUGUUGCUAUUGUCUUGUGGUGUGCGGGAAAGCUGCGUUCUGUAAAGCACAAACCUGAGAGUAUUAACAAUUAGUUAUCGCAUAAACUGAGAAUGAUUUCAGACUUAUUUUUAAGGCUUUAAAUAUUACAUUUUCUUUGAGUCCUUUCCGCGUUUUUCAAAAACGGUGAUAUAAGAUCUCCCAUAUAGGAAACCAAAAAUAGUGAAGGAAUGACUUUUAUCUCCAUUUAAUGUAGUUACUGAGCGAUGUAUUGACUCGUUCUCCGCAGCAUGCAAAAUUAUACUGAUGUGAUUUAUGUAGGCGACGGAGAGACUUAUCCAAGAGUGUUUAGCGGCAUAAAGUCGCUCAGGUUGUUUCAAGAACAUGAAUAACGAGCCGUUGGGCGAAUGAUUGUCAGUCUUUCUGAGUGUUCUUCGAAUAUCCCGUGAGUGUUUAUCACGGCAUAAACCCUUGGAAAAUGUAUCUUACUUCUUUCAUGACAUAACCUUAACAUGGAUUUUGUCAGGUGGUGAAUUAAAUUUAUUUCAAUCAUAAAAGCGAUUGUUAUGUGGUGCUUAAUUGUUUAUUGGCGUUAGAAACCAAUCAAAAUGCUCGAAAGAGUAAGGAGGACCUGCAUUAGCCCAAUAGUUGAAAAAAAUGAGAUGAAAGAUUCAGAAGAAGUUAUGAAGAGAACUAACCAGGGCUAACGUAAUUUUAAAUGAAGCACAACCUCGUUCAGAGACAAAUAGAGACUGAUCAAUUUUGACAGUGAAAUCAAGAAUAUCGUAUCCAGAAAUUGUUUGACGAAUGCGAAAGAGUACUACUGCGUACAAAAACCUUGCAAGCUUAGAACUCAGGUCUGCACCAGGAAUUUUUUCUCGGUUUUAGUUUAUCUCCGCGAACUCUGCUCUUCUAGCGUUUUUCCUAUUCUGUUUACUCAAUUCGAAUUGUAUGAAAAGCAGUCAUGCCAGAAUGCACGAAAUGCCAUGUACAUAAGUUUAUAUUUAGCUACUUUAUAGUCACAAUGUAGUACCUCUUCUUUAAUUAAAUAGUUCUAAUUUUCCUUGCAGUCAGUACUGAGCAAUGGUCAUAAAUCCUCCACAAAACCCUCAACAAUUGUUUUACAGAAAAAACCUUCCGAACCAGCUUCAAUCGCAGAUCAGAAAAUCAAAAGUUUCUGUAAUUUAUUUGAAUUAGAAUAUUUAUUGUCUCGUCAACAAUUCAGAUGUACAUAUGAAUAGCGUUUGAUUUGCCAGGUGCUCUCCUCAUUUUGUGGGAGUCAAUGGCCUGGUAGAACGUGGGCUCGGAAACGGAAUUGACCAAUCAACUCGCGCAUACCUUAGAAUCCUUGGUUAUAAAUUUGAUUGCCAUGAACAUUGAAGUUAAAAUAAGAGUAACACGCUCCAUUUCUAUGCUCUUUUCGUAAAUCCGUGGACGCUACAUUUCUGUCAAUGGUUUGUUGACUACAAACAAGAGAUUAGUUUAUAAAUAUAUAUUUAAAUAUAUGAAAUUCAUUUAUCUAAAAUCUUCAUUAAUUACUUGGAUGGUUUAUUUGGACCCAACUUAAUGACCAGCUCCCAGUUGGCUUGUUAGCUCAGUUGGUAAAGCGCUGCACCGGUAUUGCAGAGGUCAUGGGCUCAAAUCCCGUACGAGCCUGAAUUUUUUUCAGGUCCUAUUUUCAACUACUCGUUUCAGUAGUGUUCUUAGCUGCGAGGAUCUCUUAAUUUCAUCUCUUCACCGCAGUGCAAAUAUAUGAAAUUCAGAUUAGUUUGUAGUUUAACUACUGUAUUUUGACGGCAGGUAGGGAGGGACACCUUUAAUUGUCAACUUACUCUGUAAACGUUUUUUAGCAUUUCCAUCGCGUCUUUAGCCCUUUGUGCAGCUUCAAAUUGAUAUUAAAUCAGUUCAGUUAACUGGCUGUACUUGUCUGUUUUCAGAACAUUCAGAGCUGUUUCUAUAUAGCGUACAAAAAGACAAAGAUUCUUUUGAAGAAGCUAAAAAAUUUGUCGAGGUAAGCAAACUCCUAAGCUUCCGUAGGGUGGCUCAGUUGACCAGACACAUAUCGGCGUAUACUAGGAGCUCAUUAAUGGGCUCCUGCGUUUACUCAGAUUCUCGCAAUGGUAAAAUAUGAGCACAGGCUGCAUACGAUUUUCUCAGUUAUUUCACUUGAAAAUUUCUCAUGCUGGCAAAAUUUACCGCGUGGAAGGCACGUGAAAAGAAUUUAAAGACUUGUUGAGAAUGUAAUUCCUUCCUCAGAUUGCCUUCUCAUUGAACAUAACAUUCUUUUUCUGUGCAAACGAAGUAAAAUGCCAUUCCAUUCCUUUGGUUUUCAACCCGGUUGAAAGUCAAGAUCGUUAGUUAUUACGUCAUUUUUUCCAGUCCUUAACCGCUGACAAAGGCAGCACAGAGUUGUGGCGAGUCCUUCGGAAGCUGUACAUGUUACCCACCUUAUCGACCGCUGACCACCCACGAAAUCUGUUCUUAAUCUCGGAUGGCCACGUGACAGAAGAGGAAACCACUCUUGGCUUGAUCCGCAAUCAUUGCCAAAGUGACAGGCUCUUUUCCCUUGGUGUGGGGUAAGUAACCGGAAAAGGGCCUUUCCAGGUUAGGAUCGUAUUGUACCAUAUCUCCCAAAGGCUUCAGCUCUGUGUUGGAUGCUCAAGCUAAGUUUAAAUUUUGCAAACACUCAGGAAGGGCGUUUUGAGCUCUCAGAUUUUGUAAACUUAAUGUUUUUUUCAUGAGAUAAAGCUUCCCUUGUUUUUAAUCUUAGCGAAGAGAUCCAAAGAUGUCGUCCAAUUCGGUCUUCUUUUCUUUUCUGAUGACAGUCGACUCAAGUCCGUGUGCUGCGGUUGGAUGCCGGUACCAACUGAGCUACGAUGCUUCAAGUUAGGAUUGAGGCAGAUCUCGGGGUGCGCAGCAUCCCGUAAAGAAAUGUGAUCUCUGAUACUAAAUUAUUUUUUCCUGUUCUACCUGUAGACGAUAAGUGACAAUUCGGAUUUUUGGUUAAACGCCACCGAUGACUUGAGGUGUUACCUUCAAAAUUGCUAUAUAUACCCGUUUGUAUGCAAGAAGUUUCUCAUCACUACACAUUGUUUGGUUCGUUUCCUUUUCUCAGUUCCACGGCCAAUCGUUACCUUCUACGAGCAAUGUCCAGAGUUGGAGCUGGUGCCUCAGAGUUUUUUGACGGUAGUGCCAAGUCUAAAUGGGAAAGAAAGGUAUGGAAUUCCUGUCAACAGAAAAGGCUAUUAUGACUCGAGAUGAAAAUUGAUGGCAUGAAAUUAUUUAUCGAUGACAACUUCCGCCAAUCUUCAUAGUCUCUUAGAAAACGGCCAUAGCUUCUGGAUAAAUUGAGUAUCCAAAGAAUAUUUAAGAAUUCGUUGUUGAGAAAAUAAUGUUCAUUUAGGUGAGAUCGCAGUUGUCCAAAGCUGAGCAACCAGGCCUGACAUCAGUGGGAGUAACCUGGCAGCAGCACGAUUCCGGGUCCAGUCCCCCUGUACAAGCUCCUCACCAACUCUUGUCGCUGUUCAACGGUUCUAGACAAGUGGUUUAUGGAUUUGUUGAUAACUGCACACAGGUAACUACUGAUUUUCUGACAUCAAGUUCAUUUUAAGGCCACACUGAUGCUUUGAAUUUUUCUGAACUCCUACCAGGCCACCUUGAGCGCAGAGGUUAACGGCACAACGGUAUCAACCAUGGUGUCUACCGCUGAUCUAAAUAUCACUAAGGGCAAAGUAAGUGCAAGUGGAACAAAACUAUCCAGCUUUCAGUAAUUGCAUUUUUGGUAAUUUUCUACAAUCGCUUCCUUGCACAGAUUCUUCAUCAGCUGACCGCGCGUGCAAUCAUCAGAGACUGGGACGAAGGUAGCCUGCAUGAGCAGCGCACUGGGCACGAGGUUUGUCUCAAAAACAUAGCUAAUAUUAAUUAAUAUCAUUCAUCAUUUCAUUUAUUUUAGCCGCAUGUUGUCGGUGCUGAGUAAUUCAAAUCGUGUUGGAGAGAGAAAGAGGGAUUGGCCCUAGUCUCCAUAAGAUGAGACAGAAACAAUGAGGAUUAUGACGAUAACUUCAAAUGGCGAUUUACACAUUACACACUGAUUCACUAUCCUGAUGGAGGGGUCUGGGUUCAAACCCUGCUCAGGGUUAUCAUGUUGUGUUCUUGGCGAACACAAUUUACUGGCUGCGAGGUGUUCAAGGGGCUGACUAAGAGGCUAAACUAACACUAAAUAACGGAUAAGUCGCUAUCUAGUGGAUAACUGCGAACAAAACGUAUUGCGCUAUCCACGGGAUAGAGAUUUGUCUUGGGGAUUGAGUUAUCCACCAUUCAAAGAACCGGGAGCAGCAGUUGCAUGUUAAUACCUAAGUGCUUACUUAUGUCUAGGCCGUCCAGAUUUGCCUUGUUCAUGACUGAACCGCGGUUGUUGUUAUUUUAUGAUUCCGUAGAUUGUGAAGAGAGACAGGAAAGACUUCAUCGUUUCCUUGAGCAAGACGUUCUCCGUGGUAUCCAAAUUCACAAGUUUUGUUGCAGUUGAACACAGAGAAAAGGUAGAAAUGAGAUAAAGGGAGAAAUAUGCCCAAGAAACCAUGCAAUUUAGUCUCAUUGAUGAAUAGCCUAUGUACGAAAUUAUGAUUCUUGCUUCAUUUUGAGAUUAUUAAGAGUAACCGAGCCUUUCUAAGUCUUUUUUCAAUUUGCUGAAGAUUCGACCAUGGAGGUCGCCAUAUUAAAUCUUUCUUAGCGAUCUGGCUGCUUACCUGUGACAUAACAAGGCUCAUUCCCCACUCUUCCAUCUCUCGCCAAUUUGUUUGAAGCUUCAGGAGCGGCAGAAUGUGAACCGUUGCACCUAGGUUAUGUGUGCGUUCCCAUUUUACUGAAUUGUUUUCAAAAUGGCGGAGUCUAAAGUCGAAUUUUUAAAGCAUUAGGAGAAAAUUUUCGAAUUGCGAGAUAACUCUAUGGAAUCUCAAAUAGGGGUAAGCUAAGAAUUUACAUGUAAAUGCGUUUUAAUAACAUGAAUGAUAAGGUUUCCAGAGUAUACGUCUCGUUGAAACCCUGUUUAAAGGAGUAUUGGCUGGAGUUGAAUUACCCAUAUAACCUCACAAACUUCUUGACAACAUGUGUGUUGCUUUUCCGUUUCCCUCUUAUAGGACGAGAAAUUCAAGGAGGGCCAGGGACCGAGUAUACUCGAGUUGGUCUCUACGGAAGAUGUAGACAUAUUGGAAUACAUAGCUUGGGAGAGUCGACCUUUAAUGGAGAAAAAUCAGGAACUGGUAAGAAUGGUCCUUUUUCAGCAGUAGCCUUCAAAUCGAGCUUACUGCAAAGCCUUAUAUCUUGUUUUUUUUAUGACCUUAGUCCCAAGAUCUAGCUAUAAAUUUUCUCCAUUUUCCAGGACAUAUUUCUCAUUUUAGGCUCGGAGAAUUUACUGUCAAAUCAAACAACAUCCCCUAGUUGAUAUUCUGGUAUUCCUUUCUUCCCAUCAGCUUUCUGCUUGAAAAUGUAUAGAUCUUGUAAAGACAAACUUCUUUUUAAGUCACUCCUUGUUGGGAGAGGUUUUUAACUUAACAAAAAGAAAAGCGUUUUCGGGGUUUGGUGUUUUGUUAAAAUGAUUUUGGAGGUCAAGGCUAAGAUUGUAAUUUUGUCGUUAUGUGCAAAUCUGCAUGAUUGCCCUCCACGUCCCAAACACAGAAUAUUGAAGAGAAACUAGAGAAAAAGCUCCAAGAGGCGAAGGUGUUGGAGACAAGCUCAGUUUUACAGUGCGAGCGCCUUUACAAAGAAAUUAUUGAAGAAGCGAAGGAAAACCUCGGUGCUGAUCAGCCAGUGACAGUUAAGGUAAACUGGGCCUAUUUGAUUUCCAUGGUUUUUUUGUCUACUUGUCUGUUUCUGGUCGUUCAUGACUAAAGUGUGGUAGAGUAGACAAAGACACGCCACGAGAUGCAAGAGAGACGUAUUUGUCAAGUGGUUAGCCUACUGAACUUCGAAGCGAAUAGGUUGGGUUCUGGUUCUUCGUGUUGUAUUCUUGGGCUAGAUAAUUUAUAUUGAACAACCCUCUCCUCCUUCUCUCAACCCAGUGGUAAAUGAUAGCCAUUGAACUGUAAGUAACAUCCAAGGAAAUUGGUGGAUGGGAUGUGGUAACCUGUGGUGGACUGACAUUUUAUUCAGGAGAAGUACUCCAAGUUGCUUCAUUCCACAGCGCCCGAGCUCAACUACAGCAGCUGUGUAGGUCAGCCUCGUAUACAAACGAUGUUAAGGCACGAAUAAGUUGCCUCUGGAGUCCUUGACUGUCUUUGUCUUUAAAACCAACAAUGAAGAGUAUUUCUGGCCGUUUAGUCAUGUUUAUUUUCUUUUUUAACACAGGCAAUAAAAGCCCUUUCAAACCUGUACACUUUGAUGGGUGAAGAGGAGAAGGCUUGUCGAAUUUUUGAAGAAAGCGACUCGGCUGACAGUGAUUUCAGGUAAGAGCGUACUUAUUCCUUUUCUCCUACAUCAUUAUAUUUUAAGUUACUUUUGGCACUUGGACAAACUACCUUCAUUUUGCGCGACAGAAAGACCAAAACGAAGGAAAGACUCACUAAGAAAGUACAAGGAUAUAGUGAAGGAUAGAAACAUUGAUACGGAUUCCAUAUAUAUAUAUAUAUUAUAGUGUUUAAUUAUCAUGACUGUGACUGUCACUUCAUAGGACAAGUUACAUCUUUUGUCAGUCCCUCCCCUUCCUCCCCUUCCCCUCCCCCUCCCCCUCCCCUCCCCUCCCCUCUCCUCCCCUCUACUCCCCUCCUUUACUUAACCCCUAACCCUUGGAUCGAAGUUUGAACUAAACUUAACUAAACCUGUUGCUUGCUAGGAAUAAAACAUUUUCAUUUUUUGCUUUUUCUCGAAGCACGGAGUAGAACGGGUGAUAAUAUGUGAUCACACUUUUUUGAGUCCGUAAAAUAGGUCUUUUUGCCUAAAGUUUUCUUAAAAGUUAUAACUCGUCAUGAAGGGUUGUCGUUAACUGUCGCUGAUAUUUCCUAUUCAUGUGAUGACAAUUACUAAACAACUUUCUUGAUUUCACGCGAUGGUCUGGUUUCCUGUGGCAAGCUAUACUUUGGUUAUUUUUCAUCGGGAUCAACCUUUUCAGUUUGCAGCUUGUUUGAGUUGGAAGUGGUUCAGUCAUUCUCUCAAUCGAACACUUUACCAAUCGUUUGCAGUUGAAGAUCGUGUUUUUCUAAUGGAACCUGACCUUUGAAUCUUCCCCUACAUUAACAUUUACAUUCACAUGUACAUUUCAACAACAAAAAGGGACUUUUAAAUUUUUCUUCUAAGCGAAAAUAUAAAAAGCUGGAAAUUGAUCGAUACCAUGAGGUAAAUAAGAACAUCAACAAGAGAAAAUCAAUUUGAGAAUUUCUCCCUCAUCCGCGAUUAUACAUUUUUUCGAUUGUAGUCUCGAUGUCGAAGUGCCGCGGAAUUCCACAAACAAAGAUUCCGACUGGAGUGAUCCUUCAGAAGGUAGUGCCUUCUCCUCUGGGGAUAGUAGCGACAAUUAUGAUUUGGGGGCGGAGGCAGAACUUCUGGAUGAAGAGGCGCUUGAAUUCUGUGAAAUGGACCAGCAAGGUACGAGGAAACUUACACCAAGGGAGCGGCCAUUAUUUAACCCUUUAACUCCCAGAUCAAAUUUGUAAUUCUCCUUACUGUUAACCAUACAAUUCUUAUAAUGUUAGUUCAGAGAAUUUAGUAUUGGAUCAACUAAUUAUCCCCAAAUUGAUAUUUUUCUUAUUCUUAUCACUUAUCUGGUUGAUAUUAUAUCGAUAUUUUACGGAAAAUUUUUGUCUUGGGAAAGAAAAGUACACAUAAUCAUUGCGGGAGCCAGGGAGUGGAAUGUACUUUCCCUCUGUUUAUUUCUUGGGAUUUAUCAAAUAGAGAAUAUUGAUGGAAACCUCAACAUGAUAGUUUUCUGGGAUAAGGAUAGACAAAAAGGAGCAAAGAAGCUAACUACACCUUGACAACAUAAAUUAAAUAUCAAAAUACGAAUUAUAUUUUCAACUUACAGACAUGGAUAAGGAAAAGGAAGCUUCAGAGGCGCCCUCCCCGCGGGUAAUCACGAGAGACAUGGAUUCAGCCACUAAACCGAGGACCCAAGGUACAGUAGAACGUGUUUUCUCUUACUAGUCAGUUUAAUGGGUGAUGAUAGUUAACCUUUUGACCCCUAAGUGUGACAAGCAUCUAAUUUCUCCUUACAAUAUCACACCUGAAUCACACAUUAAGGUGUCGAGAAUAAAGGAAAUGAUCGCCAAUUAAGAAGCUCUUGAUUGUUUGACAAAUUCUCCUUGUCAGCGCAGUAGGAAAUAUGUGGAGAAUAGUAAGGAUAAUAUGCACACUGAUGUUAGGAUGUAACUACGUCUUGUCAACUUUUUUAAAGCCACUUGCUUGGCUUGGUGACUUUCGGGAAAUGUAUAACAUUUCAUUAAAAGGAACCGCUUUAUCUGGUAAUCUUUCAAAGAUUGAUGCAGUAACUGGUUCUUUGAGCUAUAAAAGUGAAAUUUGAAAGGUGAAAAUGACAUUUCCCCUAUCAAUCAAGAAGAAGUCUUUCACUAUGAAAAAAUUCAGGCCGUCAUUCCUCCGAUCAUCAGUAUGAGUUUGUAUGACUUCAAAUUUCAUGGCACAUUACUUGAGAAAUCCUUAUUGUAGUGAAGAUUUUUUGAUAUGCAAAUAAUUAUUACGGCCCAUUAAAGGCUCGAGGUUGGAGGAAAAAAUUUCAAAAAGCGUAUUUUCUUACCAAGUGCGAUAAUUUAUUAUUACAAAGAGUGACAGCUUUUUUGUUACGAAGUGCGACGAAAAGUUUUUGUAAAGGUCGCCAGGUAUUACAAAGUGCGACAAUUUUUUUACAUAGUGCGACAGGUAUUACAGAGUGUGACGAUUAUUACAAAGUUCGACAGAACAGAGUUUCUAAUUUUGGGCGGACAACUACGAAGGAUAAUUUUCCGAUGGAUGUUACUCUGCAUUCUCCAAAAGAAAAAAAAAACUUAUUGCCACUAACAUGGUCCUGUUUCUGUCCAAACAGACAUGUAUACAGAGAGUGAAUCAAAGCCUGAGCCGGUGAAGAGCAUCGGCACUCGUGACGCCGAGAGAAAACUUCAGGCAUUAAGGCGACGUAGCGCGAUGACACCCAUGGCUGUGUCCUUAAGAGGUUAAUGUUAAUCUCGUGAUUUUAAUGUUUUCUUUGUCUUCGUUCUUUUAUUAGAAUUAGCGUAUCAAUAUCAGUAUCUGGGCAAUGCCCGCCCACCCACCCCUCCCCUAACUCAACAACAGUCAGUUGACAACAAGUUAAGGUUAAUGUUGGCUUAGGGGAGGGGUAGGUGGGCAGUUGCCCAAAUACUUAUAUUGAUCUGAGUUAGCUUGAUUUCUACUAAUUUGUUUGCUUGCUUAUUUUCGUUGUGCAAAACUGUGCCUGCGUGCUACAAUGUAGACUGCGUAAAGUGUUAUCAUUACACGAAGUUCGAAGUUCAAACUUAGUACAGUGAAAAGUACACAUAAUCAUUGCGGGAGCCAGGGAGUGGAGUGUACUUUCCCUCUGUUUAUUUCUUGGGAUUUAUCAAAUAGAGAAUAUUGAUGUAAACCUCAACAUGACAGUUUUCUGGGAUAAGGAUAGACAAAAAGGAGCAAAGAAGCUAACUACACCGUGACAACAUAAAUUAAAUAUCAAAAUACGAAUUAUAUUUUCAACUUACAGGCAUGGAUAAGGAAAAGGAAGCUUCAGAGGCGCCCUCCCCGCGGGUAAUCACGAGAGACAUGGAUUCAGCCACUAAACCGAGGACCCAAGGUACAGUAGAACGUGUUUUCUCUUACUAGUCAGUUUAAUGGGUGAUGAUAGUUAACCUUUUGACCCCUAAGUGUGACAAGCAUCUAAUUUCUCCUUACAAUAUCACACCUGAAUCACACAUUAAAGUGUCGAGAAUAAAGGAAAUGAUCGCCAAUUAAGAAGCUCUUGAUUGUUCAACAAAUUCUCCUUGUCAGCGCAGUAGGAAAUGUGUGGAGAAUAGUAAGGAUAAUAUGCACACUGAUGUUAGGAUGUAACUACGUCUUGUCAACUUUUUUAAAGCCACUUGCUUGGCUUGGUGACUUUCGGGAAAUGUAUAACAUUUCAUUAAAAGGAACCGCUUUAUCUGGUAAUCUUUCAAAGAUUGAUGCAGUAACUGGUUCUUUGAGCUAUAAAAGUGAAAUUUGAAAGGUGAAAAUGACAUUCCCCCUAUCAAUCUAGAAGAAGUCUUUCACUAUGAAAAAAUUCAGGCCGUCAUUCCUCCGAUCAUCAGUAUGAGUUGGUAUGACUUCAAAUUUCAUGGCACAUUACUUGAGAAAUCCUUAUUGUAGUGAAGAUUUUUUGAUAUGCAAAUAAUUAUUACGGCCCAUUAAAGGCUCGAGGUUGGAGGAAAAAAUUUCAAAAAGCGUAUUUUCUUACCAAGUGCGAUAAUUUAUUAUUACAAAGAGUGACAGCUUUUUUGUUACGAAGUGCGACGAAAAGUUUUUGUAAAGGUCGCCAGGUAUUACAAAGUGCGACAAUUUUUUUACAUAGUGCGACAGGUAUUACAGAGUGUGACGAUUAUUACAAAGUUCGACAGAACAGAGUUUCUAAUUUUGGGCGGACAACUACGAAGGAUAAUUUUCCGAUGGAUGUUACUCUGCAUUCUCCAAAAGAAAAAAAAACUUAUUGCCACUAACACGAUCCUGUUUCUGUCCAAACAGACAUGUAUACAGAGAGUGAAUCAAAGCCUGAGCCGGUGAAGAGCAUCGGCACUCGUGACGCCGAGAGAAAACCUAGGGUAAAAAGGCGAUCUGGGGCGAUGCCACCCAUAGCUGUGUCCUUAAGAGGUUAAUGUUAAUCUCGUGAUUUUAAUGUUUUCUUUGUCUUCGUUCUUUUAUUAGAGUUAGCGUAUCAAUAUCAGUAUCUGGGCAACUGCCCGCCCACCCACCCCUCCCCUAACUCAACAACAGUCAGUUGACAACAAGUUAAGGUUAAUGUUGGCUUAGGGGAGGGGUAGGUGGGCAGUUGCCCAAAUACUUAUAUUGAUCUGAGUUAGCUUGAUUUCUACUAAUUUGUUUGCUUGCUUAUUUUCGUUGUGCAAAACUGUGCCUGCGUGCUACAAUGUAGACUGCGUAAAGUGUUAUCAUUACACGAAGUUCGAAGUUCAAACUUAGUACAGUAGAAAAGUACACAUAAUCAUUGUGGGAGCCAGGGAGAGGAAUGUACUUUCCCUCUGUUUAUUUCUUGGGAUUUAUCAAAUAGAGAAUAUUGAUGGAAACCUCAACAUGAUAGUUUUCUGGGAUAAGGAUAGACAAAAAGGAGCAAAGAAGCUAACUACACCGUGACAACAUAAAUUAAAUAUCAAAAUACGAAUUAUAUUUUCAACUUACAGACAUGGAUAAGGAAAAGGAAGCUUCAGAGGCGCCCUCCCCGCGGGUAAUCACGAGAGACAUGGAUUCAGCCACUAAACCGAGGACCGAAGGUACAGUAGAACGUGUUUUCUCUUACUAGUCAGUUUAAUAGGUGAUGAUAGUUAACCUUUUGACCCCUAAGUGUGACAAGCAUCUAAUUUCUCCUUACAAUAUCACACCUGAAUCACACAUUAAGGUGUCGAGAAUAAAGGAAAUGAUCGCCAAUUAAGAAGCUCUUGAUUGUUUGACAAAUUCUCCUUGUCAGCGCAGUAGGAAAUAUGUGGAGAAUAGUAAGGAUAAUAUGCACACUGAUGUUAGGAUGUAACUACGUCUUGUCAACUUUUUUAAAGCCACUUGCUUGGCUUGGUGACUUUCGGGAAAUGUAUAACAUUUCAUUAAAAGGAACCGCUUUAUCUGGUAAUCUUUCUAAGAUUGAUGCAGUAACUGGUUCUUUGAGCUAUAAAAGUGAAAUUUGAAAGGUGAAAAUGACAUUCCCCCUAUCAAUCAAGAAGAAGUCUUUCACUAUGAAAAAAUUCAGGCCGUCAUUCCUUCGAUCAUCAGUAUGAGUUGGUAUGACUUCAAAUUUCAAGGCACAUUACUUGAGAAAACCUUAUUGUUGUGAAGAUUUUUUAAUUUGCAAAUAAUUAUUACGGCCCAUUAAAGGCUCGAGGUUGGAGGAAAAAAUUUCAAAAAGCGUACUUUCUUACCAAGUGCGAUAAUUUAUUAUUACAAAGAGCGACAGCUUUUUUGUUACGAAGCGCGACAUAAAGUUUUUGUAAAGGUCGCCAGGUAUUACAAAGUGCGACAAUUUUUUUAAAUAGUGCGACAGGUAUUACAGAGUGUGACGAUUUUUACAAAGUUCGACAGAACAGAGUUUCUUAUUUUGGGCGGACAACUACAAAGGAUGAUUUUCCAAUGGAUGUUACUCUGCAUUCUCCAAAAGAAAAAGAAAAAAAACUUAUUGCCACUAACAUGAUCCUGUUUCUGUCCAAACAGACAUGGAUACAGAGAGUGAAUCAAAGCCUGAGCCGGUGAAGAGCAUCGGCACUCGUGACGCCGAGAGAAAACCUGAGGCAUUUAGGCGAGCCAGGGCGCGCAUGGCUGUGUUCUCAAGAGGUUAAAGUUAAUCUCGUGAUUUUAAUGUUUUCUUUGUCUUCGUUCUUUUAUUAGAGUUAGCUUGAAUUCUACUUGUUUGUUUGCUUGCUUAUUUUCGUUGUGCAAAACUGUGCCUGCGUGUUACAAUGUAGACUGCGUAAAGUGUUAUCAUUACACGAAGUUCGAAGUUCAAACUUAGUACAGUAGAAAAGUACACAUAAUCAUUGCGGGAGCCAGGGAGAGGAAUGUACUUUCCCUCUGUUUAUUUCUUGGGAUUUAUCAAAUAGAGAAUAUUGAUGGAAACCUCAACAUGAUAAUUUUCUGGGAUAAGGAUAGACAAAAAGGAGCAAAGAAGCUAACUACACCGUGACAACAUAAAUUAAAUAUCAAAAUACGAAUUAUAUUUUCAACUUACAGGCAUGGAUGAGGAUGAGGAAGAGGAAGCUUCAGAGGCGCCCUCCCCGCUGGUAAUCACGAGAGACAUGAAUUCAGCCUCUAAAACGAGGACCGAAGGUACAGUAGAACGUGUUUUCUCUUACUAGUCAGUUUGAUGGGUGAUGAUAGUUAACCUUUUGACCCCUAAGUGUGACAAGCAUCUACUUUCUCCUUACAAUAUCACACCUGAAUCACACAUUAAGGUCUGGAGAAUAAAGGAAAUGAUCGCCAGUUAAGAAGGUCUUGAUUGUUUAACAAAUUCUCCUUGUCAGCACAUUAGGAAAUGUGUGGAGAAUAGUAAGGAUAAUAUGCACACUGAUGUUAGGAUGUAACUACGUCUUGUCAACUUUUUUAAAGCCACUUGCUUGGCUUGGUGACUUUCGGGAAAUGUAUAACAUUUCAUUAAAAGGAACCGCUUUAUCUGGUAAUCUUUCAAAGAUUGAUGCAGUAACUGGUUCUUCGAGCUAUAAAAGUGAAAUUUGAAAGGUGAAAAUGACAUUCCCCCUAUCAAUCAAGAAGAAGUCUAUACUAUAAAAAAAUUCAGGUCGUCAUUCCUCCGAUCAUCAGUAUGAGUUGGUAUGACUUCAAAUUUCAUGGCACAUUACUUGAGAAAACCUUAUUGUUAUGAAUAUUUUUUGAUCUGCACUAAAUAAAUAAUUAUUACGGCGCACUAUUUAACUAAAAUUGGUUUGGUACAAUUCCGUCAAUUUCUUGGCUGCAGUCGGACAAUUUGCGCAGGAGAGUUUUUCUAAUCGAACAUUAACUUUUGAAGAUAAAAAGUCCUGGGAUGCGUGUACAUAAAAAAUCGUAGGUCAUCUCUGAUUAAAAAUCAAAUUCUCCUCGGGUUUUACAAAUAAAAAAGAGACAAUUUGAAAGGCGAAUCGAAGAGUCUACCAGAAGUCACAAUUUUGAGGUUAUCGCUCCUUUGUUUUCAUUUAUUGCUUCAAACUUCACUUGACAAACCAAACAUUUCUCGACAUUUCAUACUAAGAAUUUGUUCCAUAUUUUCUUCGAUACGAGUUUGUGCUCCCUGACCAAAAGAAAAGUCAGUUUAGUAGCGUUUUUGAUGGAAAAGAGCGCCAGUUCACAUAUUUUUAUUCAGGACUGUCUGUCUUAAAAUAGAAUAAACUACUCUGAUAGGUUUCAGAUGAACAUUCCAUAAUUUUUUUGUGUGGAUUUCCCAGCUUUAAACGAACACAAAGAUAGGUAUUCUUAGUCGUAACUUAAUCUGGCUACUAAUUAUUGUUUUAUUCUUUGAUUUAUUCCCUUAAGUAGAUGAGAGCAAGAAGGCAGAAAAGAAAGAAAGUUACAAACCGCAAAUGGAGCGAGGCGAUGAUGCUUCUCUGGUUACGCAAAGAGUCGCUUCGUCCUCAUCAUCGGCAUUCUUGCUCCCAAGACAGGAUUAUCCUUCUAAUGUAAUUACAAGAGACGGCGUGUCUGCCUUUGAAGCACCUGGUUUUGCUUUCACAUCAAAGCUCGCAGCUCUUCCUACCACUGAGGCAUCUUCGUGCCAAGCUGGUUCCGGUUUGUCUGACAAGUUACAACAGCCACAAGAACCAUUAUCAAAGAAGGCAGCACCUGUUACCUUUGGAGGAAGAAUUGUUCAAAGAGAAGGUAUUCCUUUUGGAAGAUCUUGUCGUUUUGGUGGACAGAAUAUGAAGAUUUCACAGCAGUCACAGCGAAACCAAUUAUUUGGUAAGUCGGGAGAAGAUGAUGGAUUAUUUGAUUCAUCCAAAAAGAAAGCAAUUCAAGAGAUACCAACGUUCAUGGAAAAGGAAGCAGUGCCCCCAGUUGUUGGAAGACGCUCAGGUUCUAGUCUGCAGAAUAUGGAGAUGUCUAAUUCAGCUCAGUCAUCUGGUAGUUCUACGUUUGCCCGAUUUCAGACGUUGCAGCGAAACCCCUUAAAUUUUCCACAAACUGGUGGAUUAUUUGGUAAUUCGCAGCAGAUCAAAAUGUUUUCCCAGCCACUGAAAGCUGCAACCGAUCCAUGUAGCUCUCGUUCCACAUUAAACAGAGCAGAUCGUCGGAUGGAAGAGGAAGUGAGGCAAGAGAUACCAGCAACUAUCAAAGGAGAUGGAGCAGUUCCAAUGAAUGCAGAGCCAAUGUUAAAACAGGAAACAUCUUUCCAACAGCCUCUUCCUCCACCUCCUGCUCCACCACCACCACCACCUGCUUCCCCUGCACCCUUGCACCGCCCUACUCUCCGCCCAAGGGGCUCUCGUCCUCCAACCGUUGUACCAGCUAGAGCGUCGUUGAUGAAAGAUUUACUUGGAGUGAGCAAGACGCUAAAGGGAGUAACAGUAGCCUCUAAGCAGUCAGCAUCUGCAACCACAACUGCAGUAACCGGAUUUGGGGCUCCCCCCCCUCCUCCUCCUCCUCCGGCCUGUUCAGCAGCAGGCAGCUCUAAACUUCUUUCUGUCGGGUCAAAACCCCCUCCCUCGAUCGGUUCAACAUACGAGGGGAUCCACUGUGUGAGAUCUGUAGCGAAGAAACGUCGAGGGCUGAGGAAAGCCGUCUUUCCAGAUAAGUGCGAAAAGCUAGAACGGAUAUUUACUGCACAAAAUUCGGUAAGUAUCGCAAAAUGCAUACGAUUAUCCAAUAAAGGGUGCUUAUUUUCCAUUGGUUAAAGUCACACAAUCUAGGUGGGAUUUCGUCAUAUUUCCAUCAUCAAACUGAUCUGGGCAAAUUCCAGUUGGUUUUCCGAACCUUAAACCUCAACUCUCUUCCUUAGAACUAACUGUAACGGCUAGAGACUACGUGGGGACAUGCAAUUUUGCUAUGAAUCAGCAAUUGAAAUUUCCUUGAUUGUAAUAUCAUCCCCCAAAUGCAAGUUUGAAUUGUUAUAUCAUAAAUUAUUUUUAAAUGAUACAUAUUGAUAACUCCUUACUCCUCAAAUCGAAUCAUUGAUCAUAUCCAGUAAUUUACCGCAUAGUAAAUAAUUUACUUUAUCGGCCAGAGAUUUGUUUAGGAAUUGGUAUUAUUUUGGAACUGUAGUUGUAAAAAUUACAGUUCCAUUACUCCUUAUAAAAAGGAGGUUUGGUAAUAGCCUGUUAACUUCAAAAUAAUGAAUAUUCUUAUGUUAUAACAGUCGUGUGAUACUAUGGCUCCCCUCAGUCCCAUGACCGUAACUAAUUUAGUCGUAAAUAAUUGUAAAUUCUGUCUUCCUUUGGUAAAACAAGCUUCCCAAACGUCAGUGUAAGAAAAAGAUUCUUAAGCAAGAAUCACCAUUUAUGGUGUAAAGAAUCCAGGUAAGGGAGAAUUCUUUGCCCUCGACCUUAAGUGUGUUUCAGGUACAGCCCAAGAGUCCUUUGGUUUCAAUGAUAUAAACAGUACAGCUUAUAUUUUUUAAUAAAAUUUGUCGAUUUUUUUUAUUUGAUGAGCUUUUUGGUGUUUUUCAGGAGGGUUUCUGGAAUGUGGAUGACUUGCCUAUCAUUGGUAUAGACACACAAGGCUUUACUGAUUUGCUGGCAGGUGCUGGUGCCAGGUCUCUUGGUACGCUUCUGUUCUGUUCUGUAUUGUUGCUGUUGUUUUAUCUAAGACGGGUACACAAUUGAAAGAGUAAAACAUAGUCAAACGCCUUUCCUUCAGUACAAGAUCUUGUGUUGAAAUCUUUAUUUCAUUACAUUUCUACCAACCUUAUCAGCGACAACAGAAGAUUCUACCGAGGUGCUAAAUUGAGACUUAUCUUGAACGUGGCGACAUUAACAAUGUGGGAAUUUGCCGAUUCUUUUGUAGAUUUUAUACAGAUUAAUUCUAAUUUAUGCUUCGAAUUUUUUCGAGAUCGGGCAAAAUUUAACCAGGAUUUAGUUUCUCUCUCUUCCUACCCCUCUCCUACGCUCUUGAUUCUUCCCUCCUUGAGCCUUGUGCUUCUCCCGUUUGUCUGAAAAGAAACAGAGACUGCUAGGCGAGCCAAUCAAAGUGAGGAAUUAUUUAAUUCCAAAGGCUUAGCAAUUACCUACGUUUUAAAACAGAGGCUAUGAAAAUUUCGAAAAUGGAUAAUUUUCCGUAAAACUUUCGUUGAACUUUGAUGAGGAAGACAAAUUUUAAUGCAGCCAAAUUAAGAAGUAAUUCCCUGAUUUAUUGUUUUACACGGCAUUUCACGCGAUACACUGCAGGUCUUAAAGUUUUUGAAAGCGUGAAAAGACUUCUGGCCACCUUCAUGAUGUUGGCGUUCAUGAAACUGAGGCUUCAUGUCGAGUUCCCACUCACGCUUCCAUUCGGACAACCUGAGUCUGAGGUGAGAAUUUGUCUCAAUAUUUUGAGGCACUGUUGUCUUUUGGUUAGAACUUAGAGUGCUUAACCAAUCGUUAAAAUUAGCUCCAAUAACCUGAACAAGCUGUUAAUUCAUCAAUGGAAGACGUUGGCAGCUAAAACAAGAAUUCCUGGACAGGUUCUCCUGGUAGUAUAGCUGGGAAAAAAAUUAACAAAGCGUUUUGAUGGCAAGUCUCCUAAAGUGAUACGCGUCCUUUAAGACGCAACAAUGGUGAACGCGUUCAAAUGCCCCUUUAGCGAAAUUAAGAAUCUUUAACGCAACGUAACGUGAUAGGACAGUCAUUAAUUGGCUCUAUUUAGGUGAUAUAGAUAGGGAAAAAACUCCUUACUUACUGAAUCUUAGCAGUCUCAAACUUCGUUCUCCGUGUCUUCGUGUUUUGUUUUGUGUUUUUUUUUAUGUACGCCGGGAAACCUUCCUGGACACUGGGAACCAAAUCGUAUCACUGAAAAAUUAUUAUUAGCGUAGGGUCUGGGACCUGUUGGCAAAGUCCUAAAGGCCCAGUUAUUGUUUUUUCAAGGGCAGGUUUUUUAGUUUGACGUUUUGUCUUCUAGGUAACUGUUGGUGGUUUGGGAGUGAAGUAUUCCAAAGACAUCACAAAAGCGCUCAAGUGGGUUAAGAUCCAGGAAAGGAAGAUUCCUCUUCUUUACUCCCGACUGGAAUUUGGAGCCAACUGGGAAGCGGCCACACGAACGAUGGCACGGAAGAUGAAAAUUUAAAAGUGGAAAAAAAAACUAGUUAGUGAAAUUAAAAGCCCAUUGUUCCAUUUUUUUUAAGCUCCGCACAGAUCCUUUUAUUUUCGUAAACGGAUAAUAUCCACAUAAUUUUUUUCUAUUGGCAGUUGCGAUUAUUUUGGUUUUAGUUUGACGACAUCCAGUCAAGUUGCGCUUCAGUGCAUGGAAUUUCUAAGAUAACAUUCCAAAAUUAACAGGAGUCUUCAUUAGAAAUUGUAGUUGAAUCUCUGAGGUGUGACGGACUCGCUUUUAAAUUUGUCCAAGAUUCAUCCGGGGCAAGUAUUGUAAUUGGGACUUAGAGUUGAAACUCCAAAACAUAAUGAAUCUAUAUUUUAGUUUGGUCAAGAUAUGUGAAAGGCCUUUUUGAGUUUCAACCUGGUAAGUAGAUGAGAACAAUAUGAUGAUGUGUGAUCCUAAAAGAACAUUUUAAUCUCUGAAAUAUUAAUUGAUACAGGGGUAUUACUAAGCAAAAUAAUAAUUGAGAUUAAAUAAUAAAAUAAAAUAAUACUGAGGAAAAUAAUGAUUGAGAUUAUAUAAGGCAUCUUAUAAAGUCUAAAUGAUUACAUGAUUUGAUUUUUUUAUUAUUGUAAGAGGUUCAAAAUCUUCAUAAUUUUCUGAAUAUGGCUACUUUUGUUAACUUGUUCGUCUUGCCAUCAUGACAACGGGGUAACCAUAUAUCAACAAAAAGGUAAAAAUAAAAUUCUAUUUAAUAAACAAGUAUAAGCGUGUGGAUUGUAAUCUUUUAUAUGAUUGGCUGAAUCGUGCGCGCAAUUUGAUUGGGUCUUAUGAUUUAUUGUAUGGUACAGAGGCAAAGAUGACGUUACCAUAAAUAACAUUUUGCCUUUAUCUUAUAGAAAAAAUAGUUUCCAUGUUGCCGUGUCUUUACAGUAAUAGAUCACAGAAGACUUCAAAUCAGUGACACACUCGGCCACCCCUCGUGUGCCUCUUUUUUUUUACCACAAUUUUACGUCAUCUGUGAUCUAUUACUGAACAGACGCACAACAACAUGGGAUCUAUAUGGUAAAUAGCAAAAUUUCAUAGAAGUCUAUUACAUGUGACAUGUAGCUGUCACAAAAAAAUUGCUUUCUUCUUGAGGCUAAUGGUUGGAAUUGACUAACAAAUUUAAGAGUUGAUUGAGUGUUGUCCGUUAUUUUCCGAGCGUUUUCCUUUUUGUAAUAAAUUCCCAUAUGUUUAUGUGAAUUUACUAAACAAGGCGGAUAAAUUUGGUUGAUUAUUAGAUUCUCUUUACGUGUAGACUGGUCUCAUUGGCCUGUUUUCGGUUGUCCUCACUCAUUCCCGGCUUCGUCCAUGCGUCUUAAGCACUCAUUAAAACACAUGGGAAACCAUUGGGUAAAAGUACGUUACUGUCGUGUCAGCCGGCGGGAAACUAGCCUGUAAACUGGCUCCCUAUUCCAAGUUCGUGCGAAGCGAGGAGAAAGAGAGCGAGGAGGGG